Molecule: messenger RNA, 2022 nt
Organism: Drosophila virilis
Lineage: Eukaryota; Metazoa; Arthropoda; Insecta; Diptera; Drosophilidae
Source: RefSeq, a predicted model, not a curated record
AGUGAAGUUUUCACGUUAGUCGUUUGUAAUAAACAAUGUAAAGAAAUCUAAAAAAAAAAAGUAAUUUUUGUAGUUUUUUUUUUUAAAAACCAAGAAAUGCGGGUGUGUAUCAUCACAGGAGAGCAGGCACACACUAAAUGGAGUGCAUCGGCAGUAAAAGCAGCAGUUUACCUUUGAUAUUCGAUACCAUAAAACAACUGCAGCGUGCGAGAGCAAGUGGUUUUUAUGUGGCGAAUGUGAAUUUUAAUUAAAAUCAAUUAGGCGCACCACACUCAAAAGCCCGAACCGAGCAAACAAAUAUUCGCCCUAUCAUAUCACAAACGACCGACCAAAUUCCGCGCCUAACCUGUGUGGUGCACAGCCACAAUCCAUGGACAUAAUUGCCCUAAUUGGAGACAACAGCAGCAGAGCAGCAGCAGCAGCAGCAGCAGCAGCAGCUUCGGCAGCAUGCCACAAUUUACGCUCUACAAUAAACACAAUGCUCCACCCAACAACGAUAUACUCACGCGCGUCGAUUGCGACUGCGAGCAUGUGCCGCUCUGCUCCGUUAAUGAUGUCCAGCUAAGGUUUUUGGUGCCCGACGAUCUGACGGAGGUGCGCACGCUGUGCCAAGAAUGGUUUCCAAUCGAUUAUCCACUGUCAUGGUACGAAGAUAUUACCUCAAGUACGCGCUUCUUUGCGCUAGCCGCUGUAUAUAAUCUGGCGAUAAUUGGUUUAAUUGUUGCCGAAAUCAAACCGUAUCGAAAUGUCAAUAAGGAGGUAAUAGCCAAUUUCAGUGAUAGUGAUGACUUUUACAACAGGCUGAGCGGUUUUCCCAUGCAGGACAAAGGCAUAUUGCCCGACUCGAUGGGUCGCACCGCGGAUGUUGGCUACAUAUUGUCGCUGGGCGUGCAUCGGGCACAUCGUCGGAAUGGCAUCGGUUCGCUGCUGCUGGACGCGCUGAUGAACCAUUUGACGACGGUAGAAAGACAUGCGGUGAAGGCAAUCUUCCUGCACACGCUGACCACAAAUCAACCUGCCAUAUUUUUCUAUGAGAAAAGAAGAUUUACGUUACACUCGUUUCUGCCUUACUACUACAACAUAAGGGGCAAGGGCAAGGACGGUUUCACGUACGUGACCUACAUAAACGGCGGUCAUCCACCUUGGACAUUAUUAGAUCACUUCAAGCACUACGCUUCCAAGCUGCGUCACACAGGUAGCCUUUGCGUCUGGAUGGUAUCCCGAGUACAGCAAGUGGUACGUUGGUGCUACCACAAGCUGCUCACACGCUUCAAUGUUAUUGAAUGAGCCAACGGACUGCGCCACUGCGCCCAAUCAGCCUUCCGACUCGAGAGAGCAGAAUGUAUGUAUGAUAAGUGUGUUCAAAUGAGGAUCAAACGUCAUGUAAUCAUCAUCAUCCUGUUGAGACCACCCAUUCAUAAUGUUAGGCCAAAUCAAUUCGUUUUGUAUAAAAAGAAAAAAAAAACACAAGGAACAAACACUGUUGAAAGUUGUAAAUUAGUCUUAUACAUGUAUUAUUACGUUUUUAAAUAUGUAUAUGUUUACUGCUGUAAAUAGUCGUAUCAUGUUUUAUUUGAAAUGCUGUACAAAUAACGUUAGCGCAGAAAGGAUUUUUAUACGCUCUUUUUAAUCAUUUUUAAUUUCUUUGUAUAUCUAUUUAGUGUUCUCUGUAGGUUUUUAUUUUCUACGCACAAGACAGUCAUUUUAGUUAGUUUAGCAAAACGGAACACACACACACACACACAAAGAAGCUCAUGAUUAAGCGCUUUAUUUAUGAAAACUGCACACAAUAGCUUUGAGAACUGAAACAAACAAACAAAGUAAACGAAUAAUAUAUAUGCAUAAACGAAUUACUACAGUCUUAUAAUUAUCAUUUUCAAAAUAUGUUUGCUGUCUAUUAUAGUAUUUUGUAAAAGUAUUUUAAUGCAACACUUUCACAUGCGAUUCAUGUUAUUUUAGACACAAUUUACUUAGCGAAUUGUAAUAUUUUUUAAUAAAAACUUGUAAAGUUACAAACGACAA